ACCGAUGUUAUGUUAAAAAGGCCUGCCAUACUGUGUGGGCUUUCGCCAUGUAACCGGGCCAAUCAGCGAACAGAAAAAGAAAUUGUGCAUGAUGACGUUUAUUUUCUGCGCUGUAGUCUGCCUGUAGUUUUAACGAUGGCAGUGGCGCAAGUGAAAGAAGCCGUUCAGUCCGUCGUUAGCCACGCUUCCAAAUGUUGAAUUAGCAUUAAACAACCACCUCGUUCGGAUCGGUUCUUCUCUCCUCACAGUGGAGGAUGGUUGUUUACAGCGCAGGCAACUUACGGUCAGAUUAACUAUGACUAAGAAACAUGUCCGUUAAAGAAGACAAUGAAGGGAAAUCGAGCUUUCACCACACCGAUUUGUACGGCAGCAUCCCUCCAACAUGUCUGCCCAUCGUGUACCACCCUGACUAUAACAUCACGUUCAUGGGCCUGGAAAAGCUCCACCCAUUUGACUCAGGAAAGUGGGGGAAAGUCAUCCGCUUCCUGAAAGAGGAGCAGUUCGUCACCGAUGGGAACAUUGUGGAAGCCCGUGAAGCUUCAGAGGAGGAUCUGCUGGUGGUCCACACGAAGCGUUACCUCUGUAGUUUAAAGUGGUCUUUUGUGGUGGCAACUAUCACUGAAAUCCCACCCCUGGUGAUUUUACCCAACUGUCUGGUUCAGCAGAAGGUGCUGAGACCUUUACGGACCCAAACAGGAGGAACAAUAAUGGCUGGGAAGCUGGCUGUAGAGCGAGGAUGGGCCAUAAAUGUAGGGGGAGGCUUCCAUCACUGCUCCGGUGACAAGGGAGGCGGCUUCUGUGCCUACGCUGACAUCACACUGGCCAUCAAGUUUCUCUUUGAGAGAGUGGAAGGCGUCUCCAGAGCCACCAUCAUUGACCUUGACGCUCAUCAAGGAAAUGGACACGAGCGAGACUUUUUGGGCGACACCAGAGUGUUCAUAAUGGACAUGUACAAUCACAACAUCUAUCCCGGGGACGGAUUUGCCAAACGAGCCAUAAAGAGAAAGGUGGAGCUAGACUGGGGCACUGAAGACUCAGAGUACCUCCAGAAGGUGGAGCUUCACUCUGAGGGGGCGCUGAACGAGGUUCGUCCUGAUAUCAUCGUCUAUAAUGCAGGGACAGACAUCUUGGACGGGGAUCCCCUCGGAGGCCUCUCCAUAUCUCCACAGGGCAUUGUUAAAAGGGACGAGAUUGUGUUCAGGGCCGCAAAGCAACGAGGUAUUCCCAUCCUGAUGGUGACGUCAGGAGGGUACCAGAAGAAAACGGCGCGGAUUAUCGCUGACUCCAUUCUUAAUUUACGUCAGCAGGGUCUGAUUGGAGCCAAAGCUACGGAGAGGGAGGGAUUGACACAACUGGUGACCGACUUGACCCAAAGCUCUGGUUCUGCAGCAUCAGCACACACUGCUGUGUGAGGACGGGUGGCCUAUAAGCUAACACUCUUGAAAAUGCACUGAUUUAACUUUA
Gambusia affinis (western mosquitofish) is the source of this 1464-nucleotide messenger RNA. RefSeq names its product histone deacetylase 11 (gene hdac11). The record is from RefSeq and is a predicted model, not a curated record. The coding region runs from base 309 to 1412 and encodes 367 amino acids. Gene Ontology annotation, molecular function: histone deacetylase activity. NCBI's taxonomy places the organism in Eukaryota, Metazoa, Chordata, Actinopteri, Cyprinodontiformes, Poeciliidae. The transcript has 11 exons.